ACCAUGAUUGUAAUAGCCAAGAGACAUCUUUGUGAAAAGAUUUUUAAUAUAUUUUCCUUUGUUCUUGUGUUUAUCCUUAGCAUUGUAGGGGUGAAAACUGAAAGAUGACAGUAAUAAGAGCAAAGAGUUUUAAAGGAAGAGAGUCAGAAACCAUCACGACGAAGAAGAAUUCGAUAAAUGUAACAAAUUGUGAGCCCCUGAAACUGAUGUUACAGACCACACUAUCAUUCAAGAAUCUGGUUGAAUAUUCAAUUGUCUCUCUUCCUGAACCUGCUAUCAUGUUUUCACCACGACCUGUCUGCGAACUGGAUGCUGCAGCCGUCAAGCUUCAAAAAGUAUAUAAGAGUUACAGGACUAGAAGAAAUCUAGCUGAUUGUGCUGUGGUCGUCGAAGAAUUAUGGUGGAAGGCAUUAGAUUUUGCUGCUCUGAAGAGAAGUUCUGUUUCAUUUUUCAAUGUUGAAAAGCCAGAAACCGCUGUUUCUCGAUGGGCUAGAGCACGUACAAGAGCUGCCAAGGUUGGAAAGGGAUUGUCCAAAGAUGACAAGGCUCAAAAAUUGGCUCUGCAGCAUUGGUUAGAAGCUAUCGAUCCACGACAUCGAUAUGGCCACAACUUGCACUUCUAUUAUGAUUUGUGGUUUUUGAGCGAAAGUUCUCAGCCUUUCUUCUACUGGUUGGACGUUGGAGAUGGGAAAGAAAUAAAUCUCGAGAAAUGUCCAAGGACAAAAUUGCACCAUCAAUGCAUCAAAUAUCUUGGACCAAAGGAGCGCGAAUCAUAUGAAGUAGUUAUUGACAACGGGAAGCUUGUAUAUAAACAAAGUGGUGGAUUCGUUCAGUCAGUAGAGGGUUCAAAGUCGAUCUUUGUUCUUAGCACAACAAGAACAUUGUAUGUAGGACAGAAGCAAAAAGGGACAUUUCAACAUUCAAGUUUUCUAUCAGGUGGUGCCAUCACAGCAGCUGGAAGACUAGUUGUUCAUGCUGGAAUUCUGGAGGCUAUUUGGCCAUACAGUGGUCACUAUCACCCAACUGAAGAGAACUUCAGGGAGUUCAUUAGCUUUCUUGAAGAGCACAAAGUUGAUCUUACAAAUGUUAAGAGAUGUGCAGUUGAUGAUGACAAUCACUUAGAGGCCUCAAACAGACAACCAUCUGUGGAUCUUUCCAUUGCUAAAGAAUCUGAAGAAAGAAGCACAUCGAAAUCCAAGAAACCAGAGGACAUUAUCAUCAAUAAGAAAGCACAAACAUUUAGCUUCUCCAAACAUUUGUCUAGCAAAUGGACAAGUGGAACUGGACCUCGCAUUGGCUGUGUUAGGGAUUACCCUACAGAAUUACAAUUCCGAGCACUUGAACAAGUUAAUUUGUCGCCUCGGGUGGCCAAUGGAGGCUUCAACUUCUCUGGUCCAAUCCCCUCACCUAGGCCAAGUCCAAACAUUAGGCUAUCUCCUAGGAUUGCACAUAUGGGACUACCGAGUCCCCGGACACCUAUUUCUGCGCCUAACUAAGCAACACUCCAAACAAAUGAAGCGACUGAUCCCGGCCCCUCGACUCCACACAGCAAAUGUUAAUUCAUAUUUGUAUUCUACAGAUAGUGUCCCAUCCAAUUGCAUCUAGAUUUGCCAACAAGAAAAGACAUGAUCUUUAUUCCUUUGUAUAGAGUUUUUUUUCCUUGAACUUAAUAUAAUCUGAAAAUAGAAAAUUUAUAUAUAAGAAAGGUAACAAUUACCAAAUAACUUUUUAUUGGAUACA
Molecule: messenger RNA, 1740 nt
Organism: Solanum dulcamara
Lineage: Eukaryota; Viridiplantae; Streptophyta; Magnoliopsida; Solanales; Solanaceae
Product: IQ domain-containing protein IQM4-like
Exons: 7
Coding region: 105-1496 (463 amino acids)
Source: RefSeq, a predicted model, not a curated record